AUGGUCAAGCGAAGCAAGCUCCUUCAGGCGCUCGACGCCCACAAGGGUCGCGACUACGAUGCCGAGAAGCAAAAGAAGCAGGUCAAGGCUGCCGAGAAGCGAAAAGGCGUGAAGCCCGAGCCUGCGACCAAGAAGAGCAAGAGCAAGAAGGCCGAGCCUGAAGAUGAGGACGAGGUCAUGAACUCGGGAGCUGAGGAGGACAAGGAGGUUUCUGAGGAGGACGAGGCUGAGGAGGCCGGCGACGACUCCGCUGAGAACGACGAUGAGGAAGGUGAAGGCGAGGAUGAAGAGGAAGAAGAAGAAGAAGAUAUCCCGCUAUCAGACCUGGAAGAAGACGAACGCGAAGAUGUUGUCCCUCACCAACGUCUGACUAUCAACAACUCCGCCGCCAUCAACGCCUCCAUCAAGCGCAUCUCCUUCAUCACCAAGCAGACCCCAUUCUCCGAGCACAACUCGUUAGUGUCGCAAGAGCCGAUCGAAGUGCCCGACCCCAAUGACGAUCUCAACCGUGAGCUGGCCUUCUAUAAGGUCUGCCAGGCCGCCGCCAUUGAGGCCCGUGGUAUGCUGAAGAAGGAAGGCAUCUCGUUCACUCGCCCCGGUGACUACUUCGCCGAGAUGGUCAAGAACGACGAGCACAUGGACAAGAUCAAGAAGAAGCUGUACGACGAGGCUGCUGGCAAGAAGGCCGCUGCCGAGGCGCGCCGCCAGCGCGAUCUCAAGAAGUUCGGCAAGCAGGUGCAGGUCGCCAAGUUGCAGCAGCGCGCCAAGGAGAAGCGUGAUACUAUGGAGAAGAUCAACACUUUGAAGAAGAAGCGCAAGGCCGAUUCUUCCGCCCCUACCGAUGAUGCCAAUGAUCUGUUUGAUGUCGCUAUUGAAGAGGCCGGUCAGCCCGAGCGCAAGCGUGGUCGCACCGAUAGUGGGCCCAACACAAAGCGUGCGAAGAAGGACCAGAAGUUCGGAUUCGGUGGCAAGAAGCGACACAUGAAGAGCGGCGAUGCUGCCUCCACUGGUGACUUGCGCAACUUUUCUGCUAAGAAGAUGAAGGCCGGUGCGAAACGUCCUGGAAAGAGCAAGCGCAUGGCCGGCAAGCGCUAA
Messenger RNA from Penicillium argentinense, 1095 nucleotides. Its product is annotated as EBP2 family rRNA-processing protein. Lineage: Eukaryota; Fungi; Ascomycota; Eurotiomycetes; Eurotiales; Aspergillaceae. Gene Ontology annotation, cellular component: nuclear periphery; preribosome, large subunit precursor; nucleolus. The record is from RefSeq and is a predicted model, not a curated record. The transcript has 2 exons. Gene Ontology annotation, biological process: ribosomal large subunit biogenesis; rRNA processing. The coding region runs from base 1 to 1095 and encodes 364 amino acids.